This is a messenger RNA of Mytilus trossulus (common blue mussel), 470 nucleotides long. RefSeq lists its product as uncharacterized. The record is from RefSeq and is a predicted model, not a curated record. NCBI's taxonomy places the organism in Eukaryota, Metazoa, Mollusca, Bivalvia, Mytilida, Mytilidae. Bases 36 to 470 code for a protein of 144 amino acids. The transcript is spliced from 3 exons.
AUGGAAAAAUUUAGUUUUCCAAUAGUACUUCAAUUAUGGAGUUAGAUGUUGCUACACUCAAUAUCACUGAAUUGGUUGCGUAUAACACAAGUUAUGCGUAUGACAUGGCCUACCAUAAUAAAUACCUUUAUUUCCAAUUACGAAGAUCGGACUACAAUGCUAUUACGCGGUGGAUGUAUAUAGUUGAACGCAGUUUUGGAAUACUGAAGUUUAGAUUCGAUCUGUCUGAAAUUCAAUCGAUCGUUAACUUCACAGUCGCACCUGUUUAUUGCAUGGAUAUAGAAGCUGAAGAAAAAAAGCUGUAUUGGAUCAAUUACGAUGGUGACAUGAAAGCACCCAACAACAAUGGCUCUGAUGUUAAAAUAAUUCUUUCAACAAAUGUUCGUAGAAGCUACAAUGGUAUCAGUGUAUCUGGUACUUACUUAUACUUACCGAAAAACAAUAAGCUUUUCAUGGUAUUUAACACAUAA